GAUUGCGAUGAAAAGACACAUCACUCAGUUUUUCGGAAAUAUUAGUGCAAUUACAUGGCAAAUAAAUAAAUAUUUGACUUAAGAUGAAAUUUUUUCAAUAUAUAGUCCCUAAAUGUAUUCUAUUAAUUGUACUUUGUGCCAGCUCUUUAAUGAGCCACGAGGCAAAGGAUUUCGAUGAUUCUGUCCUGUAUAAAAUUGACUUUGAUGUACCGGACUUAGAAAAAGACCCAGAUUUAAAGAAUCAACUGCGAACCUUUUACACUCAUGAUCACGAAAAGUAUGACUGUGUUAUCCCAGUUGUACAGGACAGCAAAGAAGAGCAAACUUCUGAGGAACCUGAACUGUCCCCAUUAACAUUGCUGCAACCUUUGUUCUCAACCCAAAGUUGUUCAUACAGAAUUGAAGCUUAUUGGUCUUAUGAAAUUUGCCAUGGACAACAUGUGCGACAAUCACACGAAGAAAGAGAAGGGAAAAGCGUAAAAUUACAGGAAUAUUAUUUAGGCAAAUGGUCGGCGGAGAAGACCGAAGAACUUACAAAAGUAUGGGAAAGUGAUCGCAAGGCUGGCAUUAAAUAUAAAACCACCAAAAUUGAAAAUACCAGAUAUCCAUACUUUGAACUGGAAAUGUCCGAUGGAACUAUGUGUGAUAUUAUUGAUUCACCACGUACGACACGUGUUCGUUACGUUUGUUAUCCUCACGGCAAGAACGAAAUAUAUUCAUUUAAAGAAACAUCUUCAUGCAAUUAUGAAGCAAUUAUUCUUACAUAUAUGCUUUGUAUGAAUCCUGCUUUCCACCCCGAAGAAUUGAAAGAGGUUUCUAUUAAAUGUUUUAAUGGGCUUACCGAUGUACAUAAACCACUAAGUAUGUUGCGACAAGAACUUAGUGAAAUGCAAUCAGCAGAUGAUGAACUACGCAUAUCGAAUGAUGCGAGCGCUGCUGCAAUGGCUUUGGCACGUUCGGCCGCAGCAGCUGAGCGUUUAUCUUUCUUCAAUAAAGUAGGACCGGAUGUUGAUAAGCUUGUUCAUGAGUUAAUGAUUGGUGCUGGUGUUGAUGUACCUACGCCACCAGCAGCCGAGAAUGAAGUUUUGCAAAAUCUACCAAAAGCACCUAUCACGGAUUUAACACCUAUAAAAGAAUUCAUAUCGGGUAGUAAUUGUUUGACAGGGGGUACUGGUUGGUGGAAAUAUGAAUUUUGUUACGGUCGACAUGUACGCCAAUUUCACAAGGAUAAGAAAUUGGAGUCGGAACUAUUUUUGGGGUAUUUUUCCGAAAGUUCACAUCGUCAAUGGUUGGCUAAAAAUUUGGACAAAAUGCCAAAACGUGGUGGUUAUUCCACAGCUCUUUGGCAUCACUAUGAUCGCGGAACACAUUGCGAUCGUACGGGUGCUCCGCGCGAGGUAGAUGUUAAAUUAAUGUGUACUCCGAUCAGUAGUAGUUCGAGUUCGGUUUCCAUAUAUUUGUUGGAACCAAAGACAUGUCAAUACAUACUUGUAGUAGAGUCACCAAUUAUCUGCGAUCUGAUGCAAUUAGCUGAUGAAUACGGCCUAGUGCAGGAAGACAAUUUACAACAACUACUUCAAAAAAAUACACUGCCAAAAGAAGAAACUACAAAAGAGUUAUCUACGACAACAGCCAAACCUGCCGGUGAAGCUGAUGCCAUAGAGGUAAAUAAUGUGUUACCCGACGCAGUAAUACCACAAGAUGUACUUGCAUGAAAACUAAUAUUUAAUAUGUAGUACUACAUUCUGAUUGAGUGAUAUGUUAAACAAUUUUCACCACAAUAGCUUAAUAAUUAAAAUUUUUAAAAUUAUAAAAA
Messenger RNA from Bactrocera neohumeralis, 1816 nucleotides. Its product is annotated as endoplasmic reticulum lectin 1. The record is from RefSeq and is a predicted model, not a curated record. NCBI's taxonomy places the organism in Eukaryota, Metazoa, Arthropoda, Insecta, Diptera, Tephritidae. The coding region runs from base 84 to 1715 and encodes 543 amino acids. Gene Ontology annotation, cellular component: endoplasmic reticulum lumen. Gene Ontology annotation, biological process: retrograde protein transport, ER to cytosol; endoplasmic reticulum unfolded protein response. The transcript has 5 exons.